AUGUUAAGAACUAUUAGGAUUCUUUCGGAUGCCAGAGAACUAUCCACGUUUCCGAAUCUGAACGGCACCAGCGCCCUGGAGAUAUUGAGGUUGGACCGGGCGGGGAUUUCUUCGGUGCCAGAAUCGUUGUGCAGCACGUGCCCCAGGUUAAAAAGUCUUGAUCUAAAGUCCAACAAACUAAAUGCAGUUCCCGAUUUAAACAAAUGUAAAGAUAUGAGAGUUCUAGAUCUUGCCAGUAACAAUAUUCGAGAUAUCGAAGGACGGCCAUUUCGGGGGAUGUACCUAAUGCAUGAUUUGCUGCUAGCGCACAAUCUGAUCGAGUAUAUUCCACAAGAUGCCUUCUAUAAUUUAUCCAAGCUGCAAGUUCUGGAUCUUGAAGAUAACAAAAUAUCAUAUAUCCAUCCAGAUUCAUUUAUGCCAAUAGCUAGGAUUGAAGAUCUAUCACAGUUUCAUUUAUAAAAUAUUAGCCAAAAAUUCGGAAAGAAAUUCGGCGAGAUCUGGGAAAACAUCCGAUCGGACUUCACUUACCCCGGAAACUUUCCUUCCUACAUAGAAGAAUACGCUGCUGAGGACGAUCCUACUCUCAGAAUACCGGGAGAAAUCACCGGAGUUCCUGGAAAGAUUCAAUGCUUACCAUUGCCUGGACCGUUCCUUCCUUGUCAGGAUCUCUUUGAUUGGUGGACGUUGAGAUGUGGAGUAUGGAUAGUUUUCUUGUGUGCCAUGCUGGGAAAUGGUACGGUGGUAUUCGUACUUAUAUUUUCCAGAAGCAAGAUGGAUGUACCGAGAUUUUUAGUUUGUAAUUUGGCUGCAGCUGAUUUUUUUAUGGGAAUAUAUUUAGGGUUUCUGGCUGUUGUCGACGCCUCCACUCUUGGUGAAUUCCGCAUGUACGCCAUUCCUUGGCAGAUGUCGGCCGCAUGCCAACUUUCUGGUUUCUUAGGCGUGCUGAGCUCCGAGCUGUCGGUUUGGACGCUUGCUGUCAUCACUUUAGAACGGAACUACGCCAUCACGCACGCCAUGCAUCUCAACAAGAGACUUUCCCUGAAACAUGCCGGAUAUAUUAUGAUUUGUGGUUGGAGUUUCGCAAUCGUGAUGGCUAUAAUGCCAAUUUUCAACAUCUCGGACUAUAGAAAAUUUGCAGUGUGUCUACCGUUCGAGAUAAGUGAUACUGUCAGUCUGGCUUACGUAGUGUUUCUAAUGUUUAUAAACGGAAUAGCUUUUCUAAUUCUUAUGGGUUGCUAUCUUAAAAUGUACUGUGCUAUUAGAGGCUCGCAAGCAUGGAACUCCAACGAUUCCAGGAUUGCCAAACGUAUGGCCCUAUUAGUGUUUACAGACUUUCUUUGUUGGUCUCCCAUAGCCUUUUUCUCUCUCACAGCAGCAUUUGGACUGCAACUUAUCUCCUUAGAGCAAGCCAAAGUGUUCACAGUGUUUGUACUGCCAUUAAAUUCGUGUUGUAAUCCAUUUUUGUACGCAAUACUUACAAAACAAUUUAAAAAAGACUGCGUCAUGAUAUGCAAAGCUAUAGAAGAAAGCAGAGUGACCAGAGGCAUUGGAAGAUGUAGGCACAGCUCUAAUUUCAGCAAUAGGCAAACUCCAGCCAAUACCAACAGUCUCGCUGAUAGAUCGUCCAGAGAGAAGCAAGAGCAUCAUGUACCUCAAUGUACUUGUAAUGCUAAGCUACUUGGUGAUAACCAGAACCAACAGAAGAACAAAAAAGACAGGAAAACCACAACUAGAGAAUGGUUGCUAAAUAAGGCUCGAUGGCUGUUUUGUGUACGACGACCUACUAGGCACAGGCCCAGGAAUGAUCAGUAUACUUAUCAGAUAGCAGAAAUUCAACAGAAGCAGCAUAAGAGGGCUUCGUCGGUGUCGUCUAGUGAAAACUUUAGCUCUUCUAGAUCAGACUCUUGGCGCCAUAACCACCACUGUGGCAUUCCCUUGCGUCUACUGGACCCUAAACGACGAGCUUCUUCAUGGCUUAUUACUAGAAAGACUUCUCAAGACUCCAAUCUCUCCAGUUCGAGAAAUGACUCGUCUGGAUCAGCCACCACUGCCAGUACCAGCACUUGGCGGAUAUCUCGGUCAAGCAACUCGAGCGAGCCGUCAAGAGGUAGGGUAAAACCUCGACUGACACGCCAGUGUGCCAUACAGGACGAGUCUGAACCUCCAGGUUCUCCCGGUAGACUAACAGUCCGAUUCCUCACCACCAUUCCCUCAGCUGCCGAGAACAGCAUGCAACUAGAAGACGAUCAACCUUCUGUUCUAAUAAAUCCUAGUCCAACGAUACUCGUUAGUCCUGCCAAAGAACGCGAAGGACCUCUGUAUGCCAUCUUGCAUUCUACACCAGUAGCGCCAGCACGAAGGCAAUCCAUAGUGACCCUCCACCCAGCCGAAAGUAUUCGGGAGUCUCUGGCGAGCACGGAGAACGAGAAAACCACUCAGAAUAAUUCUAGUCAAGAAAAUAGCAGUCAUUCGACGAAUCACUGCAAUUCUAGAUAA
This is a messenger RNA of Diabrotica balteata, 2496 nucleotides long. NCBI's taxonomy places the organism in Eukaryota, Metazoa, Arthropoda, Insecta, Coleoptera, Chrysomelidae. The record is from the annotation of a GenBank genome assembly.